AGAGAGACAGAGAGAUACCCAUUACCUAAUCUACCAUCUCGAAUUCCAUGGCUCGCCUACUCCCCCUCCUCUUCCUCUUCGUCUUUGCCACAACCUUAGCCGUCUGCGAGGAGGAUGCCCUGAUCCGGCAGGUAGUGAACGGCACCGCUGCCUCCGACGAUGUUGGGAACGAUCUCAUCCUCAAUGCGGAGGCUUACUUCUCCAGGUUUCUCCGAACCUUCGGGAAGAGCUACUCCAACUCCGAAGAGCACGCGCAUCGAUUCAAGGUCUUUAAGGCGAAUCUUAGGCGUGCGAUGAGGCACCAGAAGCUCGACCCUUCGGCUGUUCACGGAAUAACCAAGUUCUCGGAUCUCACGCCGGCGGAGUUCCGCCGGAAGUAUCUUGGGGUCAGGCCAAGCCGCCGCUUACUUGGAAGCAUACACGAGGCUCCGAUUUUGCCAACGAAUAAUCUCCCUACUGAUUUUGACUGGAGGGAUCAAGGCGCUGUUACUGGUGUAAAGGAUCAGGGGUCUUGUGGUUCUUGCUGGUCGUUUAGUGCGGCAGCUGCUGUGGAAGGGGCGAAUUUUCUGGCAACGGGGAAUUUAGUUACCCUUAGCGAGCAGCAGAUGGUUGAUUGCGACCAUAUGUGCGAUGAGUCAGAAUCUGAUUCAUGUGAUUCAGGAUGCAAUGGUGGGUUGAUGACAACUGCAUUUGAAUAUUUGCUAAAGUCAGGUGGACUUGAGACGGAGAAAGACUACCCAUAUUCUGGGACUGAUCGUGCGGGCUGCAAAUUUGACAAAGCCAAAAUUGCAGCAUCUGUUUCUAACUACAGUGUCGUCUCUGUUGAUGAAGAUCAAAUUGCUGCAAAUCUUGUUAGCCAUGGCCCUCUUGCAGUGGCUAUCAAUGCUGUCUUUAUGCAAACAUAUAUCCACGGCGUUUCAUGCCCCUACAUAUGCAGUAAGAGUCAAGAUCAUGGUGUUCUUCUUGUGGGCUAUGGAUCUGCAGGUUAUGCUCCAAUUCGCUUCAAGGAGAAGCCAUACUGGAUCAUUAAGAACUCUUGGGGUGAGAACUGGGGCGAUCACGGCUACUAUAAAAUCUGCAAAGGUCACAACAUUUGCGGUGUAGAAUCCAUGGUCUCAACUGUCACUGCCAUUGACACGUUUCAUAGAUCUUAGAUUCUCUUAAUACAGAAACAACAGUCUUCUUGUGUGUAUAACAAAGUAAUGCCUAUAUCCUGCUGUCUAAAUACACUUAUAUAGCUUUGGUUGUCUGUAAUAUACGUCUGUAAGUUGAUGGAUCUGCAAAUGGCAGAUUAGCUGCCGCUGCAGUAAGUUUAUAUUGUAGCUACUUAAUAUUUAUAGAUGCUUGAAAUUAAUUUCAUUCCUGGGUAUUUCACUUGAUUUA
This is a messenger RNA of Dendrobium catenatum, 1383 nucleotides long. Its product is annotated as cysteine proteinase 1-like. Gene Ontology annotation, molecular function: cysteine-type endopeptidase activity. Bases 48 to 1154 code for a protein of 368 amino acids. The record is from RefSeq and is a predicted model, not a curated record. NCBI's taxonomy places the organism in Eukaryota, Viridiplantae, Streptophyta, Magnoliopsida, Asparagales, Orchidaceae. Gene Ontology annotation, cellular component: lysosome. The transcript has 4 exons.